Molecule: messenger RNA, 1335 nt
Organism: Nicotiana tabacum (common tobacco)
Lineage: Eukaryota; Viridiplantae; Streptophyta; Magnoliopsida; Solanales; Solanaceae
Source: RefSeq, a predicted model, not a curated record
UUCCCUUCUCCAAUUAUAGUUGCCUGCAAAUUCAAAAUGAGAAGCUUUGGAAAUCUGGGGCAACUUGCAUUUACUUUGGCAAUUUGCUUAGUAGCAACUACUGUUGUUGCUGAUUACUCUUAUGGCGACACUUCUCCCUCACCCUCUAAGUACUACAAAUCACCUUCGCCUUCAAAGUACCAUGCCCAGGUAACGGUCUCUUACAAACAUUAUCCUUCACACUAUUACAAGUCGCCUUCGCUAUCAAAGUACCAUAGCCAUUCUACCAACAUUUACAAAUCACCUCUACCUUUGAAGCAUGAUUAUUACAAAGCUUCAAAACCAACAAAAUAUUACAAAUCACCACUACCUUUGAAGCAUGAUUACUACAAAGCACCAAAACCAACAAAAUAUUACAAAUCACCCACUCCUCCAAAACACAACUACAAGUCACCAUCGCCGAUUAAGUAUUACAAGUCACCUGCUCCUUCAAAACACUAUUACUACAAGUCACCAUCACCAAUAAAAUAUUAUAAGUCACCUGCUCCUGCGAAAUACAACAAGCCGAAGCCACCAACAAAAUAUUAUAAGUCACCAGUUUACUACAAGUCUCCACCACCACCAAAGUAUUAUGAGAAAUCACCUUCUUAUUACAAGUCAACUCCACCCCCUCUAAAAUACUAUGAACAUUCACCCUCCUAUUACAAGUCACCUCCACCCCCACCGAAAUACUACGAGCAGUCACCAUCUUCCUACAAAUCUCAUCCACCUCCACCAAAGUAUUACGAGCAACAACCUUCAUAUAAGUCUCCACCUCCACCACCAAAAUAUUACGAGCAAUCCCCAACUUACUAUAAAUCAUCUCCUCCACCAUACUACAAAUCUCCUCCACCCCCACCCAAAUACGUCGAGCAAUUACCUACGACUUACAAUACACCACAUCUACCAAAAAUUGAUGAACAAUUACCACCAUACUACAAAUCACCACCAACAACAACAACAAGCUACUACAAGCAAACUCCCACCUACGCGUCACCUCCCCCACCGGUAAAGUAUGAGCAAUCUCCCACCUACAGUUCACCUCCACCACCAGCCUACUAGUAAUUGAUAUUAAAGCCAUUCUUCUCUAUAAUUUCCAUCAUCUCCUUGGCUUUUAACUUCUUUGCAUCUCCAUUUAUUUUUCUACCUUGUUCCUAAGUUGUAUGUAUGGCUUUAAAAUGAUCAGAUCUAAGUGGUGUGUUUUAUUUUAUUGUAUAAGUUGUUUUGAUAUCGAAGAUCGUUGUGAUCUUCAUUGAUUCAGCUCAUUGUAUCAAUAUUUUGGAAUGUAAUUUCUUGAGAAUUCUACUUCACUUCAUA